CUAUUCUUUUUUAUUUAAUUUGUUUUUGUUGCAAUUUUUUUAACAUAAUUCUACCUAAAAUAUUAUAAAUAUGAGAGGUCUUUCGUUGCAACGCAAAUUAAAAUCCCUAUUUUAUGUCACUCUGACUGGAACAGGGGCUUACGCUUUCAUCAGUGUGUACAAAAACGACGAAAAAUUUUACAAAAACGUGCUGAUGCCUGCUGUGCAUGUACUGGAACCGGAGGACUCGCACAAGUUGGGUAUAAUUAUUAGCAAGUACCGGCUCAUCCCUAGACCCAAUUAUACGGAUCCGGAGGCACUGAAAACCACUCUCUUUGGCAAAGUAUUUCCAAACCCGAUUGGGAUUGCAGCCGGUUUUGACAAACACGCGGAGGCAGUUUUGGGGUUGAGGGACAUCGGUUUUGGCUUCAUUGAAGUGGGGUCGGUCACCCCAAAGCCCCAACCCGGCAACUCCAAACCUCGAGUAUUUCGCCUUCCUGAAGAUCAGGCCGUAAUCAACCGAUAUGGCUUUAACAGUGAAGGCCAUCAAGUUGUUUACGAAAGACUAAACCACAUUAAGAUUAAUGAGAGCUGUGAUAGAAUAGUUGGGGUUAAUUUGGGGAAAAACAAGACUUCGGAGGACCCCGUUGGUGACUACGUCGUGGGUAUUAAAAAAUUGGGGCCUGUGGCGGAUUACCUCGUCAUCAAUGUGAGUAGUCCGAACACGCCUGGAUUGCGCGCUAUGCAAAGCAAAGACGUUUUGAAAAAACUUUUGAAAAGUGCGGUGGAAACAAGGGAUAGUUUGCCCCAGGAUUCCAAGCCACCGUUGUUGUUGAAAUUGGCGCCGGAUUUGAGUAGUGAGGAGCUGCGGGAUGUGGUGGACGUUAUAAAACGGAAGGACACGAAAGUGGAUGGGUUGAUUAUUUGUAAUACGACUGUGGGGAGACCGGAGUUUUUGGUCAAUAGUAGGGUGAGGGAUGAAGUUGGGGGGCUGAGUGGCAAGCCGUUGAAGGGUUCUUCCACUAGGAUGAUCCAGGAUGUUUAUAGGUUAACCAAAGGAAAAAUUCCAAUUAUAGGUGUUGGGGGUGUUUUCACUGGAGAAGACGCCUACGAAAAAAUCAAGGCUGGGGCUAGUCUUGUGCAAAUAUACACGAGUCUGGUGUACGAAGGGCCGCCGAUUGUUACGAAAAUUAAGAAAGAAUUAACGCAACUAUUAGCAGCUGAUGGAUACAGAAACAUUUCUGAGGCAGUUGGGGCUGAUUUAAAAUAAUUUUGUACAAUUUUUGUUACAUUGUUUAAGGUUAUGUUUUUUCUAUAAACGAAUUUGAUUUUUGA
Messenger RNA from Zophobas morio, 1314 nucleotides. RefSeq names its product dihydroorotate dehydrogenase (quinone), mitochondrial (gene Dhod). The record is from RefSeq and is a predicted model, not a curated record. Gene Ontology annotation, molecular function: dihydroorotate dehydrogenase activity. Gene Ontology annotation, cellular component: cytoplasm; mitochondrial inner membrane. The coding region runs from base 71 to 1249 and encodes 392 amino acids. The transcript is spliced from 4 exons. Gene Ontology annotation, biological process: 'de novo' pyrimidine nucleobase biosynthetic process; pyrimidine ribonucleotide biosynthetic process. Lineage: Eukaryota; Metazoa; Arthropoda; Insecta; Coleoptera; Tenebrionidae.